AUGCUCGUCCUUCUUCUCUGCCACAGUGCCACUCCCACCCGGCCACGAGAGAUCACGGAAGAGGUCCAGAGAGUCAGUGAGACUUCGCUCGAUGACAUAAAAGUAACUGCACUCUUACAAUUAGCAUCUCUUGGAGAUGAAUGGAUCUCGCACAAUUUCCUAAGUCUACAAAGUUGGCUGCAAGCUCAUUACUCACCACCAAUUGUUCGUUCCUCGGGCACCACUCAGAAACGGCUUGUUCUCAGUGAAUUCCAACGAGCAUCUGGUCUGCUCGACUUCAUCAGCUUGAGUUCCUUUGGUUCCCUCAGAAUGUCUCCUUCGGACGUCCCGGACCCUAUCUCUCCGACUUCUGCUAGCGCUGGUCUCCCCUCCGAUCCAGCGUACUCCACUCUAAGUGCAUGCCUGAAUGGACCCUUGAACCGGAAAACUGUGUCUUCGGGUACCGUGAUCUCUUUGGCGGAUCUUAGAUCACCUUCCUCUGACUUGCCUCCAACCCCCAAAACUCCUGAUUUUGGAGGGGAAAAUCAAACGAGUCACCGCGCAGAUGGGACUUAUGUACUCCCUGUCCAUCCUCUAUCUGAUCACAUAAAAAAUGAUGUUAAUAGACGCAAGGAGCAAAAUCGAAACGCCCAACGAGCAUUUCGAGAAAGGAAAGAGAAGCGUCUCCAAGAUCUCCAAGGCCGAAUUGAAACGUUGGUCGCAAAACAGCAACCUCUUGCAGAAGAGAAUCGUUGUUUGAAGCAGCUCGUUCAUCAACUGCAAGCGGAAAAUCGAGACUUGAAUGCCUACAAAACAGCCUUCAACUUGAUUGCCUCCGAUAGUCUUCCCAACUCCGCCUCGCCGCUUCCACCUGAAAUGCAAUCCCAACCUCCCCCGACCAUCAACACUAGCAACGGUUAUCCUGAAUCUACUCCGUUAUUGCAAUUCUCCUCCCUACGCCAUACUGCCAUGGAUCGCAAUAAUUUGGAUACUUGUUCGCAGGCCUCGAUAGCUUCGCAGUCCUCCGGCACAGACUCUCCAUUCCCUCAUCCAACUCCCGGCGGGACAUCUCAGCCAAUGCUUCUAUCGGUUGAAUAUCCUGACAUGACCUCGAUCAUGCCUCCCCUAGCCGGUGAGGGGCACGGUUCAGACAAAAUGGGCUCGGUUAAGAUGUGCGACUUUUCAAAUACCACCUAUCUCGAACAAGCACAACCUCAGCCAAAAAACUCUUACAUUUUCGGGACUUCUUCAGAUGUCAGCGGUUCUCUGCCAGCAUCUGAGGCACCCUCAGGCUCCACCAUUCAUGAGCUUCAGAAUUGGUACAACGAAAUCAAUUUUCCAGGAUCCAAGUAA
Molecule: messenger RNA, 1332 nt
Organism: Puccinia graminis f. sp. tritici CRL 75-36-700-3
Lineage: Eukaryota; Fungi; Basidiomycota; Pucciniomycetes; Pucciniales; Pucciniaceae
Exons: 6
Coding region: 1-1332 (443 amino acids)
Cellular component (GO): RNA polymerase II transcription regulator complex
Molecular function (GO): DNA-binding transcription activator activity, RNA polymerase II-specific; transcription cis-regulatory region binding
Source: RefSeq, a predicted model, not a curated record